AUGUCCGUCUUCACAGAUAGUCGGAAUAGCAGUCCGCUAAAUCCGCAUCAAGCCGUGCCUGCUGAAGUUCUAGGUGACGAGCGCAAUCGGUCAAGCAUGUCGAACCGGUCUCAAACACAUCCUGCACCCAUUAUCCGCAGUUCCUCGGGCUCGUCAUCUGAAUCUUCAAUAAGAAGUCCCCGAACAGCACGCUUUGCCGAAGAGACCACUGUGAUCUCACCAAUAUCUCCUGCCGGCCCGUCUCCAUUUGCGGACCCUCCUAUAUCAGAGAAAGCUGCCCAAGCUCAUGUCUCAGAUGUCGGAUUUGGAUAUGUCGCGGAUAACAACCCAUCAAUACAUACAUCGCAGCCACCCCUGACUCCAGCGUCGCCAUUGAAGAGCGCACUGAAGACUCCGGGAACGGCAAGAACGUUGAACCCACUCAGUCCGACCUUCCGAGAAGAGCUGAAGUUGGAAAGAGAGGAAAAGAAAACCGAGAGGGAAAAUGCUCGGGAUUUGAAAAUCAAAGUCCGAGUAAGGUUAGCCAAGGUUCUGCUGCGUGGCGUGAACUUCAGUUGCAGUUUAAUCGUGCUCUCCCUUCUCUCGACUAGCUUGACCAUUUUCAAAACGACAAAGGACCUUCCGGCUCGGAACAAUCUUCCUCCAUGGGCCCAAGGGACUAAUCCUUGGGCACAAUACCUUUUAUUGGUCCUUUCUUGUGUCUCCCUCUUUACCGCCGUGAUCGUCUUUUGGGGCUAUUGGAAAGGAGGACAUAGACGUGCGGAGAAAGUGGCAAUCUAUUACUCAUUAUUUGCAGUGGGAUUCUUCAUCUUCAGCACCGUCAUGUGGGUAGUUGUAGCGGCUAUUUUUCAAAGUUCCAAAGCCAACGGCAAUGGAAAAGAUCUCUGGGGCUGGUCAUGCAAUCAGAAUUUACGCGAGCAACUCUUCCAAGCCGAGGUGAACUACGCCUUGGUUUGCCGCCUGCAAGAUUGGUCCUUGGUUUGUGCCAUCAUUGAAAUUGUCAUCGAGGUCAUUGUCCUUGUGAUUUACGCCAUUGGCUUCUACCGCUUCUACUCAAAACAGCGUUUGAAGAAGACAAUGGACCUCAGGGACAAAGCCCGUUCGGACUUGUAUCUUGCUCAGCUCCGUAUACAAUCUGCCCCGAACACUCCUGGAUUCGUCCCAAUGACCCCCAAGUCACCUUACGUGUCUAUGGCCGCUGUUCAGAACUCCUACUCCGCCGCAGAGAAUGGCGAGAAUUACGCGGUACAAUACGCCAACCCCAAAUCGCCCACCCGAGCGGUCUCGAAGCCAUUCCAGCUUCAACCGCCGCCAAUUCGGAUACAGCAUGCGACACCUAAAGUCGACCAAGAAGGCUUUUCAGCCACCUCUUCACCAGAAGAAGAACCCGGAUCCGAGAAAAUCAACGACCACGUUGGUGCCGCCCCAGGGGAGAAGACGUACGACGCUGUGCCCAUUCCAGGGGCCUACACUACCCCCCUGAGCAGUCCUAGCUACCCUCCUCCUACUAGGUACUAG
Molecule: messenger RNA, 1518 nt
Organism: Talaromyces proteolyticus
Lineage: Eukaryota; Fungi; Ascomycota; Eurotiomycetes; Eurotiales; Trichocomaceae
Exons: 2
Coding region: 1-1518 (505 amino acids)
Source: RefSeq, a predicted model, not a curated record